AACUCUUAAAAAUUAGUAGUGUUGAAGUCGUGGGUGAGCAUGCUCUCACAUUUGCUUUGAAUUGCUGCUAUUGGAGUAUUUGUAGACACAGAAAACCAGAAACCAACCAACCUCACUCAAUCCAAUCAUUAAACGGCAUGACCAACGAAUACGAUUAUCUCUUUAAACUCCUCCUUAUCGGAGACUCUUCCGUCGGAAAAUCAUGCCUUCUUCUCCGAUUUUCUGAUGAUUCUUAUGUGGAUAGUUACAUAAGCACCAUAGGAGUUGAUUUUAAAAUUAGAACAGCGGAGCAGGAUGGGAAGACGAUGAAGCUGCAGAUUUGGGAUACUGCUGGCCAGGAGCGGUUUCGUACGAUAACCAGCAGUUACUACAGAGGAGCACAUGGAAUAAUUAUUGUGUAUGAUGUCACUGAGAUGGAGAGCUUUAACAACGUGAAGCAAUGGCUGAGUGAAAUCGAUAGGUACGCAAAUGAAUCGGUCUGCAAGCUUCUUGUGGGAAACAAAUGUGAUCUAGUUGAGAACAAGGUCGUCGACACACAAACAGCUAAGGAAUUUGCAGAUGAGCUCGGGAUCCCUUUCCUUGAGACCAGCGCAAAAGACUCUGUAAAUGUGGAACAAGCUUUCUUGACGAUGGCUGCUGCGAUCAAGAAAAAAAUGGGUCACCAGCCAAUGAGCGACAAGAAGUCAGGACGCACAGUGCAAAUCAAAGGGCAACCAAUUGAGCAAAAGAGCAAUUGUUGUGGUUAAUAGUUAAUACCCGUCUUGUGUUUGCAUUUAAUUUUAAACAAGCUAGUGAUCUCAGUCAUUAUACAUUCGGUGUUAUCUUUCUUACAUUGUUCCCCUUUAUGGAUUUCUACAAAAUACAGUAAAAAGAAAUAUUCAUCA
Messenger RNA from Helianthus annuus (common sunflower), 884 nucleotides. Its product is annotated as ras-related protein RABD1. The coding region runs from base 138 to 746 and encodes 202 amino acids. The transcript is spliced from 8 exons. The record is from RefSeq and is a predicted model, not a curated record. NCBI's taxonomy places the organism in Eukaryota, Viridiplantae, Streptophyta, Magnoliopsida, Asterales, Asteraceae. Gene Ontology annotation, molecular function: GTPase activity; GTP binding.